AAAAAAACAUGGAAGGAAAAUCAUUCACAAAUUUUACUGAAUUCAAGGAAUUUAUCAAGAAGCAUGAAGAGGAACAGCAUGUUUUGUUUGUUACUAGUGGUUCUAAAAAGCUUAUCAAUGGACAUCCAGCAAAAGAAUCCAUACAGUAUGAGUGGCUAAAAUUAGUAUGCAAACAAGGCAGAGCCACAAAACCAACAUCGAGUAAAGGCAUCCGGCCGAAUCAAAGGUCAUGGAAACAUGAUUGUGGUGCAGUGAUACGUGCUGUGAUAAGGCAUUCAGAUGUUACUGGCUACCAGUUUGUCAUCACAAAGGCAAUAUUGUCACAUGAGAAUCACCCCACAGAUCAUUUGACUGCACUUGUGUAUCCUGAAAAUAGAAGAAUAAAGCCAGAUGAAACCGUGGAUCUGAUGGUUGGCACCAAAAUACCGCAGUCAGAAUUGCGACAAAUCACUCGCAGAAACAGAACAAAUGUGUUCUUGGAAAGGAUGUGGAAAACUACAGGAGAAAACUGA
Messenger RNA from Biomphalaria glabrata, 512 nucleotides. RefSeq lists its product as uncharacterized. Lineage: Eukaryota; Metazoa; Mollusca; Gastropoda; Planorbidae. The record is from RefSeq and is a predicted model, not a curated record. The transcript has 4 exons. Bases 9 to 512 code for a protein of 167 amino acids.